ACAUUCAUCUCAAAAAAGAUCUUCUCUCAAUUCCCAACCCUCUUAAAAGCUUUAUAUUCGAAAUACCGUCGUGUGAAGAGCUAGGUUCUCGUUACACUUCUGCGAUGGCAUCUCUUCUACCUCAUUUCACUGCUCCGAUGGUUGCUGGACACGAGAACAGGGAACAUAGCUUUAAUCCAUACACUGAUAACGGUGGUUCCACUCUCGGUAUUGCCGGAUCCGACUUCUGCAUUCUGGCCGGCGAUACUCGUUCUACUUCAGGCUACAACAUCAACUCCAGAUACGCACCCAAAGUCUUCAAGAUAGGCGGCGAUGACGAGACCGGAGAAGGCGCUCAUAUUGUUCUUUCGGUCGUUGGCUUUGCUGCAGACGGUCAGGCUUUGAAGGAGAGGCUUGACAGCAUUGUCAAGGUGUACCGAUAUCAACACGGCAAGCCCAUAUCCGUCAAGGCAUGUGCACAGCGUCUGUCGACGAUACUCUACUCGAAACGAUUUUUCCCCUACUACGCCCACGCUAUCCUCGGUGGUUUGGAUGAAGAAGGACGCGGUGCUCUAUACAGUUACGAUCCCGUAGGCUCUUACGAGCGAGAGCAGUGCCGAGCUGCAGGUGCAGCAUCCAGUUUGAUCAUGCCAUUCCUCGACAACCAAGUCAACUUCAAGAAUCAAUAUAUUCCUGGAAGUGGAGAGGGCCAUGCUUUGGAACGACGCACGCCUGCUCCUCUACCCCGAGACACCGUCGAGCAGCUUGUGCGCGAUGCGUUUACCAGUGCAGUUGAGAGACACAUCGAAGUUGGUGAUGGCUUACAAAUGAUGAUUAUCACUAAGGACGGCAUUCAAGAGUCGUACACCCCAUUGAAGAAGGAUUAAUUUUGGAGGGUUUGAUAUUCCUGUUCAGUGAAUGAUGUACUUAAGUAAACUCUAAUCAUAGCCUUAUAGACCGGUUGUGAAUUCUCAUGGUAAUCAUAUAGUCGUCCCAUAUAACCUUGUAGUAUCUUUAUUUAAAACCGAACGCCAGACACAUGCGCCAAAUGAAAAUCAAAACGAGUUUAUAAACCACCUAGAACCUCUCUUUCAUUCUAGAUGCAAUAGUACGUAGGUUGCCAUACACCUUGCUCUG
Molecule: messenger RNA, 1116 nt
Organism: Talaromyces stipitatus ATCC 10500
Lineage: Eukaryota; Fungi; Ascomycota; Eurotiomycetes; Eurotiales; Trichocomaceae
Product: proteasome component Prs3, putative
Exons: 2
Coding region: 105-866 (253 amino acids)
Cellular component (GO): proteasome core complex
Source: RefSeq, a predicted model, not a curated record